Messenger RNA from Gordionus sp. m RMFG-2023, 1006 nucleotides. Its product is annotated as tRNA methyltransferase 10 homolog A-like. The record is from RefSeq and is a predicted model, not a curated record. Lineage: Eukaryota; Metazoa; Nematomorpha; Gordioida; Chordodea; Parachordodidae. The coding region runs from base 99 to 809 and encodes 236 amino acids. The transcript is spliced from 6 exons. Gene Ontology annotation, molecular function: tRNA binding. Gene Ontology annotation, biological process: tRNA N1-guanine methylation. Gene Ontology annotation, cellular component: nucleus; nucleoplasm.
AGGCAGAUAAAUCUAAAUUUAUCUCAUUACGUGAAACUUUAAAAGAACAAAUUAGUAAAUGUCAAAAGAAGAAAAUUCUAAAACAGCUAUCUUGGUUAAUGAACAAAAAAGAAAGAAGAGCUAAAGAAAAAAACAAAAAAAAAUAUAGGACUGCUAUCCCUAAAGAAAUGGGAUAUACAUUAAAUCGUAAAAAAUUAAAAUUGAAUAAACCUGAAUCAAAUGCCUUAAACAUUGUGAUAGAUUUUUCAUAUUAUGAUUUGAUGACAGAACAAGAGCUUUCAAAGGGAUUAAAACAAUUGCAGAGAUGUUAUGCCAUAAAUAGGAGAAGUGUUAACCCUGUGAAUUUACAUGCAACAAGCUUUAAUGAUUAUUUAUCACAAAAACUAGUACAAUCUGCUAAUCAUUUGAAAUGGGAUGUGAAAUUUAGCGAAAAUCACUUUAAAGACAUAUUUCCUGUUUCUGAUGUUAUAUAUUUGACUAGCGAUUCAGAAAAUGAAAUACAUGAUGUGGUUUCUUCUAAUAUAUAUAUUAUUGGGGGCUUAGUUGAUCACAAUAGAAAUAAAAAACAUUGCUAUGAGCAAUGUAAAAUUAUGAACAUAAACCAUGGCAAACUUCCGAUUGACAAAUAUCUUUCCAUCAAAAAAACAAAAGUUUUAACUAUUGACCAUGUGUUCAAUAUACUCCUCACAUAUCAUAAUUGUUCUAAUUGGUUAGAAACAUUUCAAAAGAUUAUUCCUAAAAGAAAAGAAGCUAUUCCCAUAAUCGGAGAUGUAAAAAAUGAAAAUAAAUUUAAUGAUGAAAAUGAAUAAUAUGUAUUGCAUUUAAUUAAAAUAAUAUAAAUAGAGUUUUCUUUGUAUUUAAUCAUUUAUAUUUAUUAUAAAGAAUUUUAAUUGUAUCACCCAUUCAUUGAUUUUUUUAAAGAUUAUUGGGUGUCAUUGGGAAUGACUAAAAUACACACCCCCAAAAACUACACGCCCCUUAUCAAAGAAGCUUAAUUUAUAAAAAA